This is a messenger RNA of Fusarium musae, 246 nucleotides long. It is a transcript of the gene PRE9, whose product is annotated as Proteasome subunit alpha type-3. Gene Ontology annotation, cellular component: cytosol; nucleus; proteasome core complex, alpha-subunit complex. The record is from RefSeq and is a predicted model, not a curated record. The coding region runs from base 1 to 246 and encodes 81 amino acids. The transcript is spliced from 2 exons. NCBI's taxonomy places the organism in Eukaryota, Fungi, Ascomycota, Sordariomycetes, Hypocreales, Nectriaceae. Gene Ontology annotation, biological process: ubiquitin-dependent protein catabolic process.
AUGUCUCGCCGUUACGAUUCCCGAACAACCAUCUUUUCACCAGAGGGACGUCUGUACCAGGUCGAAUAUGCUCUAGAAGCCAUCUCACACGCAGGUACAGCCAUUGGCAUCCUGGCAAAGGAUGGUAUCGUCUUAGCUGCCGAGCGAAAGGUCACCUCGAAGCUUUUGGAGCAAGACACCUCCGCCGAGAAGCUCUACAUCUUGAACGAGUGCGCAAACCCUCCUUUGUCUACCUCGCUAGGUUGA